AUGAAAACUCACCAUUUUGUAGGCGAGAUAAAAAUAAAACAAUCGUGGUGAAGUAAGAUAAAUUAAAAUUUUUUUAUAUAUAAAGGCUUUAUAUUAACUAUAUUUUGACAUACUUGAUUUAAAGAAUUUAAUUCUCGCGCGCCAAAUUGAUUUGGCGCAGGGUUGCCUGCAUUGAAAAAUUCAAUACGCUAUAAAAUGAAAUAUCUUUUGUUUGUAUCUCUUUUUGUGUUAACCCUUUCAGGGCCUGCUGUUGAGCCUAAAGACUCAGAUCUUGUUGCCCCACAGGAAAUGAUUGAUGAAAUCAACCGAGUCCAAGACUUAUGAAUUGCGUCAUCUGAGUGGGUUGGAAAUAUGACAUUUGCUCAAGAAAACUAUAUAUAUUAAAAUGCUGACACAUUUCAACUUGCCCUCUUGGCGCAGCAGUUCAGACCUUAUGGCCACAGCGAACUGAGACAGACUCCCAGCCGAGAAUCAAGUGCGGGCCCAUGAGAUGCAUAUCUGGGUAGGAUUUGGCUAUUUUACUGCUGGAAAUGGAAGUCCUCAACAACGUCUUUGGAUCCGAGGCCCAUAGUCAUUCCUCUGCUGAGAAAUGAAGGUUUCGGCCCAUGGGACAGGGGAGUAGUCUUUUUCCUAUAGCUAUCGAAGAAGACACUUCGGCACCUGAUAGACUCCAAGUAGAUCCUUGGAAUCAAGCAGUUCAAUCGCCCGUAGCAGGGACAGAAAUCCAUAAACCCACUAGAGACUAAAGCCGCAAGGAAAAAACAGAAGGUAUUGGAAGUGGCAGAGACCCUCCAGCCUGGAGUCGAAAAGAGAUGAAUCUCCCGAACGGGAGAUCUUUGAUGACUGCGUCAUCAAUAUGGCUAAUGACUUUAUAAUCCUAAUCCUGCUCAAGCCAAACUUUACGCAUCUUCAAAAUUGGAAGCUAAAAAAUUUCCAGAAAAAGACUGGGGUGCACUUUUAGACUACCUCUCAAUUCCGGCAUCUUUCGAUUCAAGAACGCAAUGGCCUUACUGCACAAAACCCUUAUGGUACGGUGAUGAUUGUAAUGCCGGCUGAGCAUUUGCAGCAGCCGAAACUAUGACAGACAGGUUUUGCAUUGCAACAAAAGGAGCAUUCAAUAUCACAUUUUCCCCUCUUUAUCUAAUAAUUUGUGAUGUUACCUUGCCCGAACUAGGGUGCUUGGGAGGAACCGCUGAAAAUUGCUGGGAUUAUAUGAGGACUACAGGGAUCACUUCAAUAAAAUGCUUUCCUUAUAAUCCUGGUGACUGGAAUCAAUACUGCCCUUAUGAUGAAUGCCGUUGGGGAACAGAGAUUACUCUUUACAAGACUUUGUCUGUGAAUACUUUCACUAGCCCAUCAUCUAUUCAAGCAGAAAUAUUGCAAAAUGGCCCAAUUGAAGCUACAAUGACUGUUUAUGCAGAUUUCCAAGCAUAUAAAGGAGGUAUUUAUAAGCAUACCACAGGGGGUCUUGUAGGGUACACCAGCGUGAAAAUUAUUGGGUGGGGAAACCAAAGCGGAACGAAUUAUUGGAUUGCAGGCACAUCUUGGGGAUCUACUUGGGGUAUGAAAGGAUACUUUAAUAUUGCUUUUGGACAAUGCGGCAUCGAUCGCGCUGGUGUAGCUGGCCCUCCUGAUCUUUCAAAUAUUCCAACCAUUAAAAUUUAA
Molecule: messenger RNA, 1665 nt
Organism: Blepharisma stoltei
Lineage: Eukaryota; Ciliophora; Heterotrichea; Heterotrichida; Blepharismidae
Source: the annotation of a GenBank genome assembly